GUUCAUUUUCAUUUUGGCCGUUGAAAAUGAGUUUCCACAGCAGUGAACUAGUAGCAAUUAGCUUUGUUUUGGGAUUAGCGUGCUGUUAUGGAGCUCUACCUAAUGUCCAGCACGAAUUUUUCACCAUACCAGAAGGAAGUUCUGGAGAACUCAGAUUCUCGAAAGGAAUUGUUCCCAAUGCAGCUAACGCCUUUGCAUGCACUUUGUCAGUAAACAACCCUGCCCAAUUGACACUUUCCGCCCCGGCAGUAGUAUCACCUUUAGGUUCAGAAGUGAUAGUAAUAGCUACUGCUGUUGCUGACGGUAUUGUUGAGGGGCCGCAUUUUGUUGAAAUUACUCUCGCUUGCAAGGGCGCGAAGAAAGUCUUUCAUCAGUAUAUUUCUGAUCCUAGACCAGAUGCUAUUGAAGGAGAUCCUCACUUUAUUCAAUCAGUAAAAGAUAUUGCAACUGGCAAGAUUCACAGAGUGUGUUAUGAUGUUAAAGGUGUUGCUGGAGAUCGCAUUGAAAUUUACAAAGAUAAAAAGUCCAAUUCGGCUAUUGAAGGUGUAUUGAUGGAUGACUAUUAUAUGCAUAUUAUUCGCGUUUCUGCUGAAGGAUGCAACGUAGAAAUUACACCAAAAGAAGUUAGAUUGAACAAAAGAAUUGUUUUCGACUGGACUAGUGAUCCAAAGAGAAUGAGCAUUGAACGUAAUAAUGCUUGCAUGGUAAGAAAAGCUGGUAAUACAGUCGAAGUAGUUGGUCUUAGCAAGGAAUUGUUUGGAGGAGUUAACUAUAUUGUUAAACGUUCAGACCAUGAAGUAACAGGCCAUUUUCUGGAUGUUAAUGUUGAAGGUCUUGUCAACUAUGCUAAUUCGGAAGGGCUGUUGGGAGUGGUAGGAAAUAACAAAUUUAAAUUCUACAAAUCUGUUCAAGGCGAUGAUAAUAUUUCUCGAGGAACAGUUGUUGUUAAUGGUUAUUUCACGACGGCUAGAGAAAUUCAAAGAGAAGGAUUGAGUUGUUGGUUGAUGGAUACAGAAAAUGUUGUUUAUCCUCGUCCAAUAAGCAAUUUCAUAUUUUCAAAGUAAUUUGAACAAAUUUAUUAUUUUUUUUGAAUGUUCAAUGGAAAGCACAUUUUGAAAUAUUUAUGUUAAAUUUGUUAGUUUUUGCAUUGGUAUUAUCUGAUGCCUGAAGAAUAAAUUUUGACAUUUCAUCAAAAUCU
Molecule: messenger RNA, 1198 nt
Organism: Dimorphilus gyrociliatus
Lineage: Eukaryota; Metazoa; Annelida; Polychaeta; Dinophilidae
Source: the annotation of a GenBank genome assembly